This is a messenger RNA of Laccaria bicolor S238N-H82, 1021 nucleotides long. RefSeq lists its product as uncharacterized. Gene Ontology annotation, biological process: proton motive force-driven ATP synthesis. NCBI's taxonomy places the organism in Eukaryota, Fungi, Basidiomycota, Agaricomycetes, Agaricales, Hydnangiaceae. The coding region runs from base 64 to 912 and encodes 282 amino acids. The record is from RefSeq and is a predicted model, not a curated record. Gene Ontology annotation, molecular function: proton-transporting ATP synthase activity, rotational mechanism. The transcript has 4 exons.
UUAGCCCGCGCCACGGCCACCGCGACGGUGGGCCCAGCUGCUGCGCCCUCACAAGCCCGCAACAUGGCCACCCUCCGUGAAAUCGAGCUGCGCCUCAAGUCCGUCAGGAACAUUGAGAAAAUCACAAAGUCCAUGAAGAUGAUCGCUUCUACCAAGCUCGCAAAAGCCCAGAGGGCUAUGCAAGCGGGUAAAGCGUAUGGACUUGCCAACUCUGAGGUCUUCGCAAACGUCCCAUCAGACAAACCAACCCCCAACAAACUCUUCGUCGUCAUCUCUUCCGACAAAGGUCUCUGCGGCGGUAUCCACUCCUCCGUCUCAAAAGCCACCCGCCGCGCAUUAGCCAACGCCCCCGACUCCCCACUCGUCUCCCUCCCAGCCGAAGACGCCACCGCCGACCCCUCUUCCCCCAUCAUGGUCGUCGGGGACAAAUCCAAGGGGCAGCUCAUGCGCAACUACGGCGAAAACUUUCAGUUGACGUUUAACCAGAUUGGGAGGGACAUUCCGACGUUUGCGGACGCUGCUGCUGUGGCGGAUAUGAUUGUGCAGAGUGGGGUCAAGUAUGAUUCGAUUGUGGUUGUUUAUAAUAAGUUUGUGUCGGCUAUUUCGUAUGAGAGUGCGGUUUAUGAGGUGAAGGGAGAGGAGGCGCUUAGGGAGAGCAACGCGUUCAAGGUGUACGAAAACGAAGACAACGCCACUCGGGACCUGGCAGAGUUCUCACUCGCCAACGCGCUCUACGCUGCACUCGUCGAGGGACACGCAUGCGAACAGAGUGCCCGCCGAAACGCUAUGGAUAACGCGUCCAAGAAUGCAGGCGAAAUGAUUGGGACCCUGCAGAUGCAGUACAACCGUGGCCGCCAAGCUGCCAUUACGAAUGAGCUGGUGGAUAUCAUUACUGGUGCCAGCGCUCUGUAAGCGACGAGCAUACAUACGAUACAAAAAAAUCAGUAGAUACCACCAUCAUCAGCGCUUGUUCUUGUCAACGCUUUUACAGACUUAACAAGAUUGCUUGCUUAGAACUGCC